Molecule: messenger RNA, 2058 nt
Organism: Gekko japonicus
Lineage: Eukaryota; Metazoa; Chordata; Lepidosauria; Squamata; Gekkonidae
Gene: SLC6A20
Product: solute carrier family 6 (proline IMINO transporter), member 20
Exons: 11
Coding region: 10-1785 (591 amino acids)
Biological process (GO): sodium ion transmembrane transport
Cellular component (GO): plasma membrane
Molecular function (GO): L-proline transmembrane transporter activity
Source: RefSeq, a predicted model, not a curated record
CUAGUGGAAAUGGAGAAAGCCAGGCCAUUAUGGGACAACCCUUUCCAGUUUGUGUUUGCCUGCAUUUCUUAUGCAGUGGGAUUGGGGAAUGUAUGGCGGUUUCCCUAUUUAUGUCAGAUGUAUGGAGGAGGUGGAUUCCUUGUCCCUUAUCUUAUUAUGUUGAUUGUGGAAGGGAUGCCAUUGUUAUACUUGGAGUUGGCAGUGGGACAGCGCAUGCGUCAAGGGAGCAUCGGGGCAUGGAAAGCAAUAAGUCCUUACCUCUGUGGGGUUGGAAUUGCCAGUGUAGUUGUGUCCUUUUUCCUCUCUAUGUACUACAAUGUCAUAAAUGCUUGGGCUUUCUGGUACCUCUUCCAUUCGUUUCAGGAUCCUUUGCCAUGGGCAAAUUGUCCACUGAAUAUUAACCAUACUGAUUAUGUGGAGGAGUGUGAGAAGGCAUCAUCCACACAGUACUUUUGGUACAGGAAAACCCUGAAUAUCUCCCCAUCUAUCGAGGAAAGUGGGAGCAUCCAAUGGGAGCUAGCAGUUUGUCUGAUCCUGGCAUGGCUGGUGGUCUAUCUGUGCAUUCUCAGAGGAACAGAGUCCACAGGCAAGGUUGUGUAUGUGACGGCUUCUUUGCCCUAUGUGGUCCUCAUCAUAUACUUAAUCAGAGGCCUGACACUCCAUGGAGCUACAAAUGGACUGACAUACAUGUUUACGCCAAAGCUAGAGCAACUAGCAAACCCCAAGACGUGGAUUAACGCAGCGACUCAGAUCUUCUUCUCUCUCGGGCUUGGCUUUGGAAGCCUAAUCGCUUUUGCCAGCUACAACCAGCCAAACAACAACUGCGAGCGGCACGCCAUCAUUGUCUCGUUAAUCAACAGCAGCACCUCAGUCUUUGCCAGCAUUGUGACGUUCUCUAUUUAUGGUUUCAAGGCAACCCACAAUUACGAGAACUGCAUAAGCAAGGUGAUCUUGCUUCUUACAAAUGCCUUUGAAUUGGAAGAAGGAUCAAUAACGGCAGCGAACCUUGAAUAUAUGAAAAAUUAUCUAGCAUCUGCUCAUCCCAGUGAAUAUACAGAACUGUCUCCACAGAUAAGGAACUGCAGCUUGGAAGCUGAAUUAAACACAGCAGUCCAAGGGACUGGAUUAGCAUUCAUAGUCUAUUCUGAAGCAAUAAAGAACAUGGAGGUCUCCCAGCUGUAUUCAGUGCUCUAUUUCGUUAUGCUGCUGAUGCUGGGGAUAGGCAGCAUGCUAGGGAACACUGCAGCCAUCCUCACGCCUUUGACGGACAGCGAAUUCCUUUCCACUCACGUGCCCAAGGAGAUGAUCUCUGGGGCCGUGUGUUUUGUCAACUGCAUCAUUGGCCUCGUGUUCACCCUAGAGGCCGGCAGCUAUUGGUUCGACAUCUUCAAUGAUUAUGCAGCUACCCUGUCCUUGCUGCUCAUUGUAUUAGUGGAAACGAUUGCUGUUUGUUAUGUUUAUGGGCUAGGAAGAUUUGCGGAAGACCUGACCGUGAUGACAGGCCAUAAACCAAGCUGGUACUGGAAAAUUAUGUGGGCUUUUGUUAGUCCUGUGCUAAUUGUAAGCCUAUUUAUAUUUUACAUCACUGACUACAUCAGCACAGGGACCCUGAAAUACCAAGCGUGGGAUGCAACAGAGGGUCAACUGGUUACAAAGAAUUAUCCUAGUGGUGCUCUAGGAGUUAUUGGACUGCUUGUGGCAGCAUCCACUAUGUGUAUCCCCCUGGCUGCAUUAGUAACUUUGAUCAUAAGCAGAAAAAGAAGGAAUGCAUCAACUGCUGCAUGACCAUUAACAUCUGGCUUUAAGAGAACUUCAAGAACAGCCACAGCUUCCACAGUGCAUUCUGAAGAGUCCUGCAGAUACCAUCAGCAACCGUUAGACAUGCAGAAUCUGGGUACUGCCAAACCAAACUACCCUCUUGGCAGCUCCUGUACUGACUCAGGCAAGUUGUAGCUGAUAAUGGUUCAAGAUGGUCUUCAAGAGGUAUGUCUACAGAAUGACAAUGUUCAAGUAGACAACCAGCUUUUACAAAGAAGUAUACAUUGGCCAAUUUCAUCU